Molecule: messenger RNA, 7237 nt
Organism: Heterocephalus glaber (naked mole-rat)
Lineage: Eukaryota; Metazoa; Chordata; Mammalia; Rodentia; Bathyergidae
Gene: Kcnh1
Product: potassium voltage-gated channel subfamily H member 1
Biological process (GO): regulation of membrane potential; potassium ion transmembrane transport
Cellular component (GO): plasma membrane; voltage-gated potassium channel complex
Molecular function (GO): delayed rectifier potassium channel activity
Source: RefSeq, a predicted model, not a curated record
CUUGGAGGAGUUUUCCUCGCUGGUUCUCCUGAUGUGAACUCGGCUGUUAUCAUCAUAAGAGAAGCUCGGGUCCUCACUGUGACUGGGAAUGGCUGCUGUUCUCUUCCGCGGAGCUCUACUCUUUGCCUUGAGCGUCGCUUCCUGGCUUCAAUCCCUCAGCCUGGUGACAGAGCCUGCACCACACUGGGGCAGGUUUUCUAGCUUCUGCCACUGGCCUUUGGGCCUUCCUGGCGCAGGUCCUCCACAGGGGCUUGCAGGAGACAUUGCCGUGGGCUCCAGGCCAUUGGCUGGACACGUGGAGGACACUGCCUUGGGCUCUAGGCCUUCAGCUGGACUUGUGCGGGACAUUGCCGUGGGUCCGUGUCGGGUCGCUAGGGCGUGGACAGAUCUCUUGCACUCCUCUGCAUUUGACUUUUUGGAUACUAAUUUUGUGUUGGGGAAUGCCCAGAUAGUGGACUGGCCUAUCGUGUACAGCAAUGAUGGAUUUUGCAAGCUGUCUGGGUACCACAGGGCAGAAGUGAUGCAAAAAAGCAGUACCUGCAGUUUUAUGUAUGGGGAGCUGACUGAUAAAGACACAGUUGAAAAGGUGCGGCAAACUUUUGAGAACUAUGAGAUGAAUUCCUUUGAAAUUCUGAUGUACAAGAAGAACAGGACACCUGUGUGGUUCUUUGUGAAAAUUGCUCCAAUUCGAAAUGAACAGGAUAAAGUGGUUUUAUUUCUCUGCACUUUCAGUGACAUAACCGCUUUUAAACAGCCAAUUGAGGAUGAUUCAUGUAAAGGCUGGGGAAAGUUCGCUCGGCUGACCAGAGCACUGACGAGCAGCAGGGGCGUCUUGCAGCAGUUGGCUCCCAGUGUACAGAAGGGUGAGAACGUCCACAAGCACUCCCGCCUGGCAGAGGUCCUGCAGCUGGGCUCAGACAUCCUUCCGCAGUACAAGCAGGAGGCACCCAAGACUCCCCCUCACAUCAUCCUGCACUACUGUGUUUUUAAGACCACGUGGGAUUGGAUCAUCUUGAUCUUGACUUUCUACACAGCCAUUUUGGUCCCUUACAAUGUCUCCUUUAAGACCAGACAGAACAAUGUGGCCUGGCUGGUUGUGGACAGCAUCGUGGAUGUCAUCUUUUUGGUGGACAUUGUGCUGAAUUUUCAUACCACAUUUGUUGGACCAGCGGGGGAGGUGAUUUCUGACCCCAAACUUAUCCGCAUGAACUACCUGAAGACGUGGUUUGUGAUUGACCUUCUGUCCUGUUUGCCAUAUGAUGUCAUCAACGCUUUUGAGAACGUGGAUGAGGUUAGUGCCUUUAUGGGUGAUCCAGGGAAGAUUGAUUUUGCUGAUCAGAUUCCACCACCACUGGAGGGGAGAGAGAGUCAGGGCAUCAGCAGCCUGUUCAGCUCUCUGAAAGUUGUCCGGCUGCUCCGUCUUGGGCGAGUGGCCCGGAAGCUGGACCACUACAUUGAAUAUGGAGCCGCUGUGCUGGUCCUGCUGGUCUGUGUGUUCGGGCUGGCUGCACACUGGAUGGCCUGCAUCUGGUACAGCAUCGGGGACUAUGAGAUCUUCGACGAGGACACCAAGACGAUCCGCAACAACAGCUGGCUGUACCAGCUGGCGAUGGACAUUGGCACCCCUUACCAGUUUAAUGGGUCUGGCUCAGGCAAGUGGGAAGGAGGUCCCAGCAAGAACUCUGUCUACAUCUCCUCGCUGUAUUUUACCAUGACCAGCCUCACCAGCGUGGGCUUUGGGAACAUUGCCCCGUCCACAGACAUUGAGAAGAUUUUCGCGGUAGCUAUCAUGAUGAUUGGCUCCCUUCUCUAUGCGACCAUCUUCGGGAACGUGACUACCAUUUUCCAGCAGAUGUACGCCAACACCAACAGGUACCAUGAGAUGCUCAACAGUGUCCGGGACUUUCUCAAGCUCUACCAGGUACCCAAAGGCCUGAGUGAGCGCGUCAUGGACUACAUCGUGUCCACCUGGUCUAUGUCCAGAGGCAUCGACACGGAGAAGGUUCUGCAGAUCUGUCCCAAGGACAUGAGAGCCGACAUCUGCGUGCACCUGAACCGCAAGGUGUUCAAGGAGCACCCGGCCUUCCGGCUGGCCAGUGAUGGCUGCCUGCGCGCCCUGGCGAUGGAGUUCCAGACUGUGCACUGCGCCCCCGGGGACCUCAUCUACCAUGCGGGAGAAAGCGUGGACAGCCUGUGCUUCGUGGUCUCCGGUUCCCUGGAGGUGAUCCAGGAUGACGAGGUGGUGGCCAUCCUAGGGAAAGGUGAUGUGUUUGGAGAUGUGUUCUGGAAGGAAGCCACCCUUGCCCAGUCCUGUGCCAACGUUAGGGCCUUGACCUACUGUGACCUGCACGUGAUCAAACGGGACGCCCUGCAGAAAGUGCUGGAAUUCUACACCGCCUUCUCCCACUCCUUCUCCCGGAACCUGAUUCUCACCUACAACCUGAGGAAGAGGAUAGUGUUCCGGAAGAUCAGCGACGUGAAGCGGGAAGAGGAAGAGCGCAUGAAGCGGAAGAACGAGGCGCCCCUGAUCCUGCCCCCCGACCACCCGGUCAGGCGGCUCUUCCAGCGGUUCCGGCAGCAGAAGGAGGCCAGGCUGGCGGCAGCGAGGGGCAGCCGGGACCCUGAAGACACGGAUGUGGAGAAGGGCGGUGCCCUCAGCGAGCCCAGUGCCACCAGCCGCGGCCUGGUGCUGGCCAGCGUGGUCACCGUCCGCGAGAGCCCUGCCACGCCCGUGCCGCUGCAGGCGGCGCCGGGGCCGGGGUCCGGGCCGGGGUCGGACCUCGCCAGGCUGCACGCGCCGGGCUCCGAGUGCGCGGGCGCCAAGCGCAGGGGCUGGGCGCGCUUCAAGGACGCCUGCGGGAAGGCGGAGGACUGGAGCCAGGUGUCUAAGGCCGAGUCCAUGGAGACGCUGCCCGAGAGGACGAAGGCGCCAGGCGAGGCCACGCUGAAGAAGACCGACUCCUGCGACAGCGGCAUCACCAAGAGCGACCUGCGCCUGGACAACGCGGGCGAGGCCCGGAGCCCCCAGGACCGGAGCCCCGUCCUGGCCGAGGCCAAGCACUCUUUCUACCCCAUCCCCGAGCAGACGCUGCAGGCCGCCGUCCUGGAGGCGAAGCUCGAGCUGAAGGAGGACAUCAAGGCCUUGAACGCCAAGGUGGCCAGCGUGGAGAAGCAGCUGUCGGAGAUACUCAGGAUCUUAACCGCCAGGAGGUCCUCUCAGUCCCCGCAGGAGCUGUUUGAAAUAUCGGGGCCCCAGUCCCCAGACUCGGAGAGAGACAUUUUUGGAAGGAGCUGAGGGGUUUGUUAGAGAAACCAGUCCGCGUCCGCACCCCGCCCCGACACCACCCCGCCACACACGCUCGAGCGACCGGUCAUUUCCAGAGUCGGCUUCUCCAAGGGCCCGGGCACAGGCUCAGGCCGCCCCCUCCGGGACCGAGGAGGAGGUGCCUCUCCGCCCCGCGGCAGCAGCGAUUCCCAGAGAAGGGCGUGCUGUCUCAAGGGUGUUCGCCUUUAUUUUAAACUUUCUACUACCGUGAUACUUACGAAAGGUUAAAGCUACCCGAAAGAGCAGCAGCGCUCUGGAACCAGUAGGAGCGUGCUGAGUAGCCCCGAUGUGGACACCACAUCGCCUCCGUGCCGAGGCCCCCAGCGGCCACGCUGGGCGCCUCGCCUGCACAGCUCGCCGUGGCUUCAUGUUUCCCUACUGUGACAUUGCAACGAUCUCCGACAAGGGGAGCUGGAGGCGCAGGGAGAGGAGAGCCCCUCGACUUUGCCGCUGGUGAGAAGGCCAAACAGCCCCUCCCACUCACCAGGCGUGCAGCACGGCCAGGGUACGGCCAGGAGCGGGCCUCGGCUUCAGGAGCUGUCCGGGCCUGCAGCCUGCCCCGCGCAACGCUCCACACGGAGGCUCUGGGGAACCCUCCGGCCCUGCUCCACACCGGGCUGCUCUGCGUGUUUUCCUUCUGACCUCUUCCGAGUGUUCUCCUGGCAUUCCUCAGGGUAUGGGCAUCAGCAGGAAGGGUGGGAGCCCAGAGUUGCUUUACUGACAGACACACACACAACCUCAGAAAAUGAUUGUAGCAAGUGCUAUCUGUAUUGAUUCUCACAGGGACUGCCCUUCAGAAAUUUGUAUUUUGCCUACUGCAUAGGGUCUUUAGAGGACAUUUGGGAGCCAUGCUUGGCCUUGUUCGAAUGCCAGCCUAUUUCCUGCUAAGGAAGGAUGGCAGGACUGUGAUCAUAAUGCAUACAGGAGCUGGGGAAAGGACGAAGCAGGAUUUUGAAGCCAUCUCUGUAAGGCCGAGAGCAAGCUGUGGUCCAUGAAGAAGGUCUGAACCCAGAGCCAUGGUCAGAGCAGCCGCAUCCAGUGUCACGAUGCUUGGGACACUUACUGCCUUGUCACCAGGGCCGGGCAACUGGAGGGCUUGGGCUUCUCUCGGUGGCAUCAGAGAGAGGAAGGCAGACCAGCCUCUUCAGGGACAGUGGCGCUUGCCUGGGUGCACACCCUGGAGAGAGGUGUUAGGGCCCCAGCCCUGCGGAGCUCGGCCGGAAGUUCAGCUCUGGUGUCAGCCUUAAGAGAUGGACUCAGGCGUGCAGGCGGCAGCGUGGCCUCACCCAGACCGCAAGCCUCUGCCUGUGUAGCACUGUGGUGACCCCGGCCACAGCUCCUCCGCCUGGCAUCACUUUGCUGUCAAAAUUCUGGAGGCCAGUGUCCUUAGGAAAGCUAAAAGAUGGAGACCUGUCCUACCAAAGAUUGUGUUCCUGAAGGCCUCCUUCCAGGCGCCUCCACCCUUUCGACCUGCUUGGCCCUGGGUGGUGAAGGGAGUGCGUGGGUGGCUCAUGGAGGGCCAGGGGCACCCCAGCCUGUCAUUCCACAUAGCCCCAGAUGGCAGCACACGUGGAAGGGGAAGUGUGACUUCCUGAGGCUGCAUCUCACCUGGCCACAGAAUAUGGAGAAUCCCCUCUGCACCCUGCACAUUCCUGUUUGCCCUUCUUCAAACAGGCUCGUUAACUGCUGCUUGGGCUGGCAGGGUGGGGCACCUCGGAACCCCACAUCCAGCUUCAGGGGCGCCCUUCCUGGGACACGACGGUAGGCUCCUCAGCACCCCGCCGGCCACACCAGAGGCCUUCUACUUCCUGCCAGCUCUGCCGUCUGUUAGACAUCGAGUGCCUGGGUCGGAAGGGCAGGGAUGCUGGGGACCCUCGGGGUCCAGCCUCGUCCUGGGAGAGGAAGCUUCAGGAAAGCACUUAGGAUAAAGGGAAUCAGGCAGAGACUGGAGUCCCGCCUGGCCGUGGGAAUCCAUUCAUCUCAGGCUGUAGACCCUGCAGCACGAUUCCUGCAGGUGACAGUUAAGAGCAGCACAGAUGUGGCUGUAUCUGCUUUUAUUCUUCUCCAUUUAACAAUUUUUAAGGAGUUUUUACUAAAAUUGUUUUCUCUGAAAAAACAUUUUUUAAAUGAGCCAAUCCUUUUUCCUUUACAUGAUGAAGGCUGCUUUGUGCUGCCUUUGCCAGGUAUGACCCCGGGUACCUGGGCGAGGCCCACAACCCUCAGCUACCACUGACCUGCGCUUCCAGUAGAAAUCCAAUGGCUGAAGAUAGGCUAGAGAAAGCUACUGAGUAUUACACUGAAAAAUUAUGUGGAGAGAGAGAGAGAGAUGUCUGAGAUUUUUGUUGUCUUUUGGAGAGACAUUGCACCUGUUUCCAGUAAGUCCUGCUUGCUUGAUCUCCACUAACCUCCUCAUUCUGAGCCUGAUUCGGGAAGCUCCGUUUCCCAGCAGACAUCCCGACAGGCUGACUUGAAUCACUGGGCUAUGGAACGUGCUCUUCCCAUGGUGGAGCGAGGGAUGAAUCUAAGCAGCAAGAUGGGCAACGUGGGCUCGUUCUUGACCCCAGCGGUGCGGUGCCACCCCAUGUGUCCAUGGACGCCGCCUCCGGUGGGGAGGAUGUGAUGUCCAGGGAAGGAGGCAGCAGCCACUGGGUGCACACAACUCAUGCAGCUGCCCCCUUGGUGCAGAGCUCCAUGAUGCUCACGAGGCUCCCAUGUGGCCAGGUGUUUAAAAGCUAUGCCCACUUUGUCAGCCUUCCAGCCAGCUUUGGAAAUACAUUUCUUCCUUUCAUUUCUUGUUAGUUGAUUCCUGGGGCCUGUUUUACUCUAGGGCUCUCAGAGCCGCUGCUGGCCACACAUCAAUCACUUUCUGGAAGCUUCCUCCUCCGUAAAUGGGGCCACCUAGGCAAGGGGCAAAACGCACCCCGUCACCCUGCCCCAUAGAGCAGUCCUGACCCUCCAAAUCAGGUGGGAGGUGAAAGCCUGCGCCCGCUGUCUGGCUUGUCCAGGCUGGGCCAAGGAGGCCUGGAAGACCUCUAGGAGCUUGCUGGGGGAAGACCGGCUCUUCCCCGGGUUGCGCUGACUCCCACAUUGUAUGCGCAUGCUGGGACAUUUUUAGGAGCUCAGGUGGAGCACACGUUGCUGGUGUGCAUUUGACUGACAGGUUGUACUGUGUGCAAUAAAGAUGUUGAGCCUUAAGCCCCUUGAACGGACUGGCGCGGAGGGACCUGCAGCAUAGCCUGGCCGGCUUUCCUGUGCCUCCGAGUCCAGUGUUGCUCCCUGUGCUGCCUUCCCCCCUGCUUCUGUAAAAAUGACCUACACCAGCUCCUGCGCCCUCCACCUGGAGGAGACCUCAGUCCUCUCGGCAUCGAGCCCAAGCGUCAGACAAAGUACCACCUUCUCACCCAAGGCAUUGGUGUUCAGAACUUUUAGUUCCCACUCCCCACAGUUCAAAAGAAUCAAUGUGAAUUUACCUGCAGCUUACGUUAGUUUCAAGGGAAACUUCAUUCUCACGCAAGCAUAUCAGACUAUUGUGGAACCUCUGGGACUGGACUUGAAUACCUUGCACGUUUCAGACCUGGGGUGCCCUCUCUGCUGCCAGUCACCUUUCCUUAGCCGCUCUCCCCUUACCUGUGGCUCAGGAGUCAUCCCACGGGCCCGUUAGCUGUUCAGUGAGAAGUUCGCAGCUCUUGCAUCAGAUGAGCUGCAUUUGUAUCAAGGAUGCGCUGCCUAAUGAAUACAUCCUCUUAAUAUUCAGGCUCUGUCUCUGCAUUCGCUGCAGACAGUCCACAUUCAGCAUUCCAAGGCAAGGACACUUCUGCUCCUGGGCAGAUCAGCAUUCUGGGCCUUCUCCAUAUACUAGCAGUCUUUCCAUUAAGUCCUGCCAGAUCCUUGAGUUUUCCUUUUUCCUUCACG